CGUCAAACGGUUUGGGCGCGAAGAACCACAAUGGCGCAGCUAGCUAAUUUACAGGCGGACGCAGGUGCUUUGGAUGUGUAAAAACUGGUUAAAAACAACAGUCACAGCCAAUACACCAGCCACCUCGGCGACGGGUCCAUUUUGGCUUCAGUUGCGGCACGAGCAGGAAUAUCCAAGCGGCACGUUGGCCUCCCCUCAUGGACUUCUUCUUUGGUGGUCUGGAGUGUGGAUAACCUGUAAUUGACGUGAAGUUCGACCUGGAGGAGCCUCAGAAGUAGGAACCUUCGGCAUUAAUCAAUAAUACUCAAGGAGUAUUGAUCAGUUUCAAAAAGCCGCUUAUCCUCAUGAGGGUCGUGGGAGUGCUGGAGCCUUUCUCAGCUGUCAAUGGGCAGGAUGCAGGGUACACCCUGAACUGGUUGCUCGCCAAUCGCAAGGCCAGCCGUGCCUCGAUGGCGGCGAGCUGAACGCUUGUUAUGUGAGAUGGGAGUUUAAUGCCGUCCUUUGUUUUCUCGUGACGUGAACGAGGACCAGAUACACCGAAGAGCCUUACAUCAAGAAGCCUUUGAACGCCUUCAUGAUCUUCAUGAAGGAGCAGCGGCCCUUCGUCAAGGCCCAAAUGCUGAAUAAAGACAGCGCAACGGUGAACAAGGUCAUUGGGGAGAUGGUUUUUGGGAUGUGGGAGGAAACCGGAGUGCCCAGAGAAAACCCACGCAGGCACGGGGAGAACAUGCAAACUCCACACAGGCGCGUCCGAGGUUGAACCCGGGACGUCAGAACUUUGAGGCCACACAAAAAAAAAAAAAAUCUAAACCUUUCUGAUCCUGACCCUGCGUGAAAAAGUAAUCCCCCCAUCCCCAAGAGAAAGGGCCGCUUUCCUGCCUCAGGACCAGGACACCUUGCUGUGAUUGAUGGAACAAUUAUUCCUGCCGUGUACCGGAAAAUCCUGAAGGAGAACCUACGGCCAUCAGUUCCUGCCCUCAAACUCGAGCGCUUUUGGAUCAUGCAGCAGGAAACCCUAUUUAAAUCUAAUUGAGACGGGCAGAUCAUGCUAGAAAAUGUGAGAUGUGCGCAAUGUGGGGUUGUUUCUGUCGUGCCAUGAUUUCCACAGUGGCAGUCGCUGACGCAGGAAGAGCAUCUUAAAUACUACCAGGAAUCGGACCGGCUCAGAUGGAUCCACGCCAGAAUGUACCCGAGCUGGACCUGCAGAAGCAACUACGUGAGUCCCGUCGUCAUUUGGGCAGAGAGGCAACAGGAAGCAGAACUGGAGGUGGCAGAGAGAGGAGGAUGCAGGAGGUUGUGGACGACGUGCUGCGGUGACCCCAAAUGGGACAAAACCUCCACGUACGCAACUUGGACUAAAGGCAUCCGAAUCCGAACAGCUCGUCGUUUUUAUUGGUCAACCUCUACGAGACGGGUCGCCACUCUUCUCGCAAGCGGAAGGGCCUCAUUCCUGCUGGGACUCCCGACGACCCUCUCGUGCCUGGCGUACGGAGCGUAUCGUGCGGCGCAAAACCCGCCGGCGGUCCUCGCUUUAGAAAAAGAGGAGGUUCUCGAGCAGGCGGACUACCUUUACAGCUGCGCAGAGACGCACAAACUCUACCAGCUCUUACUGCAGUACAAAGACAGUGACAACGCAGAGUUCUUGUGGCGCCUGGCCCGAGUAUCCCGUGACGUGUCCGUGCUGCCCGGCACCGAGGAGGGACAGAAAAAGCAGCUCAUGUAUGAGGCCUUCAAAUACGCAAAGAAGUCCUUGGAGAAAGAUGAAAAGUGUUUUGCGGCACACAAAUGGUACGCGAUAUGUCUCAGUGAUGUGGGAGAGUACGAGGGAGUCAAGGUGAAAAUUGGAAAUUCUUUUGUAAUCCGGAAACAUCUGGAGAGAGCUCUCGAGCUCAAUCCGAAAGACGCAACAUCUUUACACAUUUUGGGUUACUGGUGCUUUACUUUUUCGGAGCUGCCGUGGUACCAACGCAAGGUGGCGGCGGUUAUCUUCGCGUCUCCUCCCACGUCCACCUACGAGGAGGCUUUGCAGUUCUUCCUUCAAGCUGAGCAAGUUGAUCCAAACUUCUACAGUAAAAACCUCCUCAUGCUGGGGAAAACCUACAUGGCCAUGAAAGACGAGCCCAAAGCGCUGCUGUGGCUGAAGAAAGCUAAAGAUUACCCCCCGCGCACGCUCGAAGACAAAGAGGUCCAUAAAGAAGCCGUUGACCUGUUAAAGAAGUUCAGCUGAACCCGGCGCUGUCUGCGAAACCUCUUUUAAUAGUUAACGCGGCGUGACGAUCGGCCGCAGACGGCGGAGAAAAAUCGCUCAUCUCCAGCCUCGCAACUUGAAAAUAAAAAGCACGAUCACGGCAGGGAAGGGAGUCAUUUGUCUUGU
Messenger RNA from Syngnathoides biaculeatus (alligator pipefish), 2374 nucleotides. It is a transcript of the gene rmdn1, whose product is annotated as regulator of microtubule dynamics 1. The transcript is spliced from 19 exons. Gene Ontology annotation, cellular component: spindle microtubule; cytoplasm; mitotic spindle pole. Gene Ontology annotation, molecular function: microtubule binding. The record is from RefSeq and is a predicted model, not a curated record. Lineage: Eukaryota; Metazoa; Chordata; Actinopteri; Syngnathiformes; Syngnathidae. The coding region runs from base 1184 to 2227 and encodes 347 amino acids.